Carlito syrichta (Philippine tarsier) is the source of this 495-nucleotide messenger RNA. RefSeq names its product tetratricopeptide repeat protein 16-like. Gene Ontology annotation, molecular function: protein binding. The record is from RefSeq and is a predicted model, not a curated record. NCBI's taxonomy places the organism in Eukaryota, Metazoa, Chordata, Mammalia, Primates, Tarsiidae. The transcript has 4 exons. The annotation marks the transcript as partial.
GAUGCCCUGGAGGUCGACCAGGCCCCCUCACAGGACAUCCCCAGGCCACUGGUGAUCCCCGCCCCCAAGGGGACGCUGCAGCGAAUCUUUGGGACCUGCCAGGUGUUCCAGAGGCUCCACGAUAUAAAACCAAAGGUCACGGGACUCACAGUGCCCCUCAAAGUCAUGGAAUACUACCAGAAAGCCCACCAGUGCUUGGAGCGAGAGGACUGGGAGAUGGCUGUACUAUUCUUCUCCCGCGGCCUCCACCUGGACUCCCAGCUGGGCCAGUGCCUGUUUGAGCAGUGUGCCUUCCUGGAUGCCCUGGACAUCUUCUCGCAUGCUGCUGAGCUCCAGCCUGAGAAGCCCUGCUUCCGUUACCGCUGCAUGGCCUGUCUCCUGGCCCUCAAACGGCAUGGCGACUGCCUCUCGCUCAUUACCAAGGAGCUGAAGCAGGACCACACCAACGCGGACGUCUACAUCCUGCGGGCCAGACUCUACAACCUCAUGCAGCAG